Messenger RNA from Trachemys scripta elegans, 9893 nucleotides. It is a transcript of the gene MYO7A, whose product is annotated as myosin VIIA. NCBI's taxonomy places the organism in Eukaryota, Metazoa, Chordata, Testudines, Emydidae. Bases 1 to 6522 code for a protein of 2173 amino acids. The record is from RefSeq and is a predicted model, not a curated record. Gene Ontology annotation, molecular function: protein binding; cytoskeletal motor activity; ATP binding. The transcript has 48 exons. Gene Ontology annotation, cellular component: cytoskeleton; myosin complex.
AUGGACCUCAAAACCGGUCGGGAAUUCGACGUUCCCAUCGGAGCCGUGGUCAAGCUUUGUGACUCUGGGCAGAUCCAGGUGGUGGACGAUGAAGGCAAUGAACAUUGGAUUUUCCCUCACAAUGCCAGCCACAUCAAACCCAUGCACCCGACCUCUAUCCACGGGGUGGAGGACAUGAUCCGCCUGGGGGACCUGAAUGAAGCUGGGAUUCUGCGGAACCUGCUCAUCCGUUACCGAGAGCACCUUAUCUAUACUAACUGUGGUGGGAGGACGUAUACAGGUUCGAUAUUGGUGGCAGUGAACCCCUACCAGCUGUUACCUAUCUACUCCCCAGAGCAGAUACGGCUGUACACCAACAAAAAAAUUGGGGAGAUGCCCCCCCACAUCUUCGCAAUAGCUGACAAUUGCUACUACAACAUGCAACGCAACAACAGGGACCAGUGUUGCAUCAUAAGUGGCGAGUCUGGUGCAGGGAAGACGGAGAGCACUAAACUGAUCCUGCAGUUCCUGGCUGCUAUCAGCGGGCAGCAUUCCUGGAUUGAGCAGCAGGUGCUGGAGGCAAACCCCAUUUUAGAAGCUUUUGGAAACGCGAAGACAAUUCGUAAUGACAACUCCAGCCGAUUUGGUAAAUACAUCGACAUCCAUUUCAACAAGAGGGGAGCCAUCGAAGGGGCAAAGAUUGAGCAGUACCUGCUGGAGAAAUCUCGAGUCUGCAGACAGGCCCAGGAUGAGCGGAAUUACCAUGUAUUUUACUGUAUGCUGAAAGGAAUGACACCAGAACAGAAAAAGAAGCUGGGUCUUGGGAAAGCCACUGAUUAUAACUACCUCGCUAUGGGUAACUGCACUAUCUGUGAUGGCAGAGACGACAGUAAGGAGUAUGCAAACAUUCGCUCUGCAAUGAAAGUCCUGAUGUUCACCGACACUGAGAACUGGGAGAUCUCAAAGCUUCUGGCAGCCAUAUUGCAUAUGGGGAAUUUGCGGUAUGAAGCACGGAUGUACGAUAACCUGGAUGCCUGCGAGGUUGUUCGCUCUGCGUCGUUAAUCACUGCGGCUUCGUUACUGGAGGUGGACCCUCAGGAUGUGAUGAACUGCCUUACUAGCCGCACAAUAAUCACGAGAGGAGAGACCGUCUCCACCCCGCUCAGCAUGGAGCAGGCGCUGGAUGUGAGGGACGCUUUUGUCAAGGGAAUCUACGGGCGGCUUUUCGUGUGGAUUGUGGAGAAGAUCAAUGCUGCCAUUUACAGGCCUCCCUCCCAUGAACUACAGAGUGUCAGGAGGUCCAUUGGUCUUCUCGAUAUCUUCGGCUUUGAGAACUUCACUGUGAACAGUUUCGAGCAGCUCUGCAUCAACUUUGCAAAUGAGAACCUGCAGCAGUUCUUCGUGCGCCAUGUCUUCAAGCUGGAGCAGGAGGAGUACAACCUGGAGAACAUUAACUGGCAGCACAUAGAGUUCACCGACAACCAGGAUGCCUUGGACAUGAUCGCCAUCAAACCCAUGAACAUCAUAUCACUCAUUGACGAGGAGAGUAAGUUCCCCAAGGGUACAGAUACCACAAUGCUGCACAAGCUGAAUUCCCAGCACAAGCUAAACACCAACUACAUCCCACCGAAGAAUAACCAUGAAACCCAGUUUGGCAUUAACCACUUUGCUGGUGUUGUCUACUAUGAAACCAAAGGGUUUUUGGAGAAAAACAGGGACACGCUUCAUGGAGACAUCAUUCAGCUGGUCCAUUCCUCGAAAAACAAAUUUAUCAAGCAAAUCUUCCAAGCGGACGUGGCUAUGGGAGCAGAGACAAGGAAGCGCUCACCGACACUUAGCAGCCAGUUCAAGCGAUCUCUUGAGCUGUUGAUGAGAACCCUCAGCGGGUGCCAGCCCUUCUUCGUCCGCUGCAUCAAACCUAAUGAAUAUAAGAAGCCCAUGUUGUUUGAUCGGGAGCUGUGUGUUCGCCAGCUGAGGUACUCAGGGAUGAUGGAGACCAUCCGGAUCCGCAGGGCUGGCUAUCCCAUCCGCUACAGCUUCGUGGAGUUUGUGGACAGGUAUCGUGUCCUCAUGCCCGGGGUGAAGCCGGCGUACAAGCAGGGUGACCUGCGUGGAACGUGCCAGCGAAUUGCUGAAGCGGUGCUGGGGAAAGAUGAUGAUUGGCAGAUUGGCAAGACGAAGAUUUUCCUGAAGGAUCACCAUGAUAUGCUGCUGGAGAUUGAGAGGGACAAGGCCAUCACAGACAAGGUCAUCCUCAUCCAGAAGGUGGUUCGUGGGUUUAAAGACAGGUCCAAUUUCCUGAAAGUGCGACAUUCGGCCCUGAUGAUUCAGAGAUACUGGCGGGGACAUAACUGCAGAAAGAACUAUGGUGCUAUGAGGAUUGGGUUCCUGAGGCUCCAGGCCCUCUACCGUUCCCGCAAACUCCACACGCAGUACCACAUGGCUCGCAGACGGAUCAUCGAGUUCCAGGCAAGGUGUCGGGGCUGCCUGGUGCGCAGGGCCUUCCGCCAUCGCCUUUGGGCUGUCUUCACGGUCCAGGCUUAUGCCAGGGGCAUGAUUGCACGGAGGCUGUAUAAACGCCUUAAGGGAGAAUAUCACCGCCGCCUGGAAGCAGAGAAGCUUCGUCUGGCAGAAGAGGAACGGCUCCGGAAGGAGAUGAGUGCCAAGAAAGCCAAAGAGGAAGCAGAAAAGAAGCACCAAGUACGCCUUGCCCAGCUGGCCCGGGAAGAUGCUGAGAGAGAGGUGAAGGAGAAGGAGGAAGCCCGUCGGAAGAAGGAACUCUUGGACAAAAUGGAGAAGGCCCGAAACGAGCCAGUGAACGACUCAGAUAUGGUGGACAAAAUGUUUGGAUUCCUAGGGACCACUUCGUCUCUGCCAGGCCAGGAAGGACAGGCACCCAAUGGCUUUGAGGACCUUGAGCGAGCCCAAAAGGAGCUAGAGGAAGAGGAUUUAGACGCAGCUUUGCCCCUCCCCGAGGAAGAGGAGGAAGACCUUUCGGAGUACAAAUUUGCAAAGUUUGCAGCCACCUACUUCCAGGGCACGACGACACACACGUACAUCCGCCGGCCACUUAAGCAGCCCCUUCUGUACCACGAGGAUGAAGGAGACCAGUUGGCAGCACUCGCGGUGUGGAUCACUAUCCUUCGUUUCAUGGGAGACCUUCCUGAGCCUAAAUACCAUACGGCUAUGAGCGACGGCAGCGAGAAGAUUCCAGUGAUGACCAAAAUCUAUGAGACUCUAGGGAAAAAGACCUACAAAAAAGAGCUGCAGGCUCUGCAAGGGGAAGGAGAGAGCGCUCACAUAGACGGCCACAAGAAGAACAGUGUGCGGCACAAACUGGUCUCCUUGACUCUAAAGAAGAAAUCCAAACUGACUGAAGAGGUGACAAAAAGACUCCAUGAUGGUGAGUCCACCCUCCAAGGCAACAGCAUGCUUGAAGACCGACCCACCUCCAACUUGGAAAAGCUGCAUUUCAUUAUUGGCAACGGCAUCCUCAGACCAGCAUUAAGGGAUGAAAUCUAUUGUCAAAUCUGCAAACAGCUCACCCAGAACCCUUCCAAAAGCAGCCACGCCAGAGGCUGGAUCCUGAUGUCGUUGUGCGUGGGAUGCUUUGCUCCUUCCGAAAAGUUUGUGAAGUAUUUAAGGAACUUCAUCAAUGGAGGUCCCCCUGGUUACGCUCCCUAUUGUGAAGAGAGAUUGAGGAGGACAUUUGCAAAUGGGACUAGGACCCAGCCACCCAGCUGGUUAGAAUUACAGGCGACCAAGUCCAAGAAACCUAUCAUGCUGCCUGUUACGUUUAUGGAUGGGACAACGAAGACGCUGCUAACUGACUCUGCAACAACCGCUAAAGAGCUCUGUAAUUCCUUAGCUGACAAGAUCAGCCUGAAAGACCGAUUUGGGUUUUCGCUUUACAUCGCACUGUUUGACAAGGUCUCAUCCUUGGGGAGCGGCAACGACCACGUGAUGGACGCGGUGUCUCAGUGCGAACAGUACGCCAAAGAGCAGGGAGCCCAGGAGCGCAACGCGCCGUGGCGGCUCUUCUUCAGGAAGGAGAUCUUCACCCCGUGGCACAACCCGAGCGAAGACAACGUGGCAACAAACCUCAUUUACCAGCAGAUAGUCCGGGGGGUGAAGUUUGGGGAGUACCGAUGUGACAAGGAAGAAGACUUGGCAGAACUGGCUUCCCAGCAGUACUACGUAGACUAUGGCGCGGCGAUGGUGCUGGAGCGACUCCUGAACUUAAUCCCCUCCUACAUCCCUGACAGAGAGAUCACUGCUUCGAAAACAGUGGAGAAAUGGGCUCAGCUCAUUAUAGCCGCACAUAAAAAGGGAAUUUAUACCCAGAAGAGAGCAGACCCCAAAAAAGUCAAGGAAGAAGUGGUAGAUUUUGCACGUUUCAAGUGGCCUUUGCUGUUUUCUAGAUUCUAUGAAGCCUUCAAAUUCUCAGGACCCAGCCUGCCCAAGAACGAUGUGAUUGUAGCUGUGAAUUGGACCGGAGUGUACUUUGUGGAUGAACAAGAACAAGUCCUCUUAGAACUCUCCUUCCCAGAGAUCACGGCUGUCUCAAGCAGUAGAGGGGGAAAGCUCCAAGGGCAAAGUUUCACCUUGGCCACCAUUAAAGGGGACGAGUACACCUUCACCUCCAACAAUGCAGAGGACAUCCGGGACCUUGUCGUCACCUUCCUAGAAGGACUAAGGAAGAGAUCAAAGUAUGUUGUCACUCUCCAAGACAACCCAAACCCUGUGGGAGAAGAAUCUGGAUUCCUCAGCUUCCAUAAAGGAGACCUGAUUGUUAUGGACCAGGACACUGGAGAGCAUGUCAUGAACUCAGGCUGGGCCAAUGGGGUCAAUGAGAGGACCAAACAGAGAGGAGAUUUCCCAACGGACUGUGUUUACGUCUUGCCGACUGUCACCAUGCCGCCUCUGGAGAUUGUGGCGUUAGUCACAAUGACCCCUGACCAGAGGCAAGAUGUUAUUAGAACAUCCCAGAUGGCGAUUUCGGACAGUGAAGAAAGAGUGAAGCCGUAUACCUUGGAAGAGUUCUCCUAUGAUUAUUUUAGGCCGCCUCCGAAGCACACUCUGAGCCGGGUCAUGAUCACCAAAAAUCGAGGGAAAGACAAACUGUGGUGCUACACCCGAGAGCCCAUCAAGCAGCCCUUGCUGAAGAAGAUCCUGGGCAGUGAAGAGCUGUCCCAGGAAGCCUGCAUGGCAUUCAUUGCUGUGCUGAAGUAUAUGGGUGACUAUCCAUCCAAAAGAACCCGCUCAGUCAACGAGCUAACAGACCAAAUAUUUGAAGGUGCCUUGAAAGCUGAACCGUUGAAAGAUGAAAUCUACUGUCAGAUCCUCAAGCAGCUCACUGACAACCACAUUAAGUACAGUGAAGAGAAGGGUUGGGAGCUGCUUUGGUUGUGCACAGGCCUUUUCCCUCCCAGCAACGUUCUCCUGCCCCAUGUCCAGAGGUUUCUCCAGUCCCGGAAGCAUCACCCCCUAGCCACAGACUGCAUACAGAGACUACAGAAAGCUCUGAGGAAUGGAUCCAGGAAGUAUCCUCCCCAUCUGGUUGAAGUGGAGGCAAUUCAACACAAAACCACCCAAAUUUUCCACAAAGUUUACUUCCCCGAUGACACUGAUGAGGCGUUUGAAGUGGAGUCCAGCACUAAAGCCAAGGAUUUCUGCCAGAACAUCUCCAGCAGACUGCUGCUGAAGUCAUCGGAGGGCUUCAGCCUCUUCGUCAAAAUCUCCGACAAGGUUAUCAGCGUCCCAGAAGGAGAUUUCUUCUUUGACUUUGUCAGACAUCUUACAGACUGGAUAAAGAAAGCAAGACCUGCAAAAGACGGUAUAGUGCCUUCUCUCACAUAUCAAGUGUUCUUCAUGAAAAAACUGUGGACAAACACCAUGCCUGGGAAGGAUUCGAUGGCAGACUCCAUCUUCCACUAUUAUCAGGAAUUACCAAAGUACCUGCGUGGCUACCACAAGUGUACCCGGGAAGAGGUCUUACAGCUGGCAGCUCUGAUCUACAGGGUGAAGUUUGAGGAUGACAAGUCCUACUUCCCCAGCAUCCCCAAGCUCCUGAAGGAGCUGGUGCCUCAGGAUCUUCUCCGGCAGCUCUCUCCGGACGACUGGAAAAGGUCCAUUGUGGCGUAUUUCAAUAAGCAUGCAGGCAAAACAAGAGAAGAAGCCAAGCUUGCCUUCCUAAAGAUUGUCUUCAAGUGGCCUACAUUUGGAUCAGCCUUCUUUGAAGUGAAGCAAACUACCGAGCCAAAUUACCCAGAGAUCCUUUUAAUUGCCAUCAACAAGCAUGGAGUCAGCCUCAUAGAUCCCAAAACCAAGGAUAUUCUCACGACUCAUCCGUUCACCAAGAUCUCCAACUGGAGCAGCGGCAACACGUACUUUCACAUAACCAUUGGCAACCUGGUGCGGGGAAGCAAACUGCUCUGUGAAACGUCGCUGGGCUACAAGAUGGAUGACCUCUUGACCUCGUACAUCAGUCAGAUGUUAACAGCCAUGAGCAAACAGAGGAGCGCAAAGGGCAGCAGUAAGUGAACUGAAAGAAGCCACUGGCAGGUGGCCAUGGAGCUAAUUCACCAGCUGAGGCCUGUGGGAUACCCCUGCAGCUGGGGCAGAACCUUUUCUGCCCAGAUGUGGAAGAUGAUCCGGACCCCUUCAGAAAGCUCAUCCGACUCUGAUCUUGAGGGCUCGAGUCCCAUUUCCCCUUCCAGCGAGGAUGACUAUCUGUGAUGCUGACCUCCAAUUCCCCCCUCCUCCCUAGUAAGCCCUGUUUUAAACUUAUAAGCUUUCUAAGUGACAGACAGUGACUGAUCAACAGAAACGCCAGCGGAAUGUUUACUAUCAAACCAAAUGACUGAAGUUUGCAGAGGAUUGUAGGAAAAAGUUGUGAGUGUCGUUUUUAAAAAGGGGAAGGUGGUCAGGGUGCCAUUAAGGGCUUUGGAGAAGUUCUGGGCAUCUGAGAUUUGCUGAUCAGUAACCUAACCCUGCUCCAUUGUAGAGAAAAAUCCCAUCCACUCUCCUGGGGGGUAUCUUGACAUUACAACAGAACAAAAAGAAAUCCAUUUGUUCUAAAAAAAAAAAAAAAAAAAAAAGCCGAGGGAAAAAGUGCAUUUAAAAUAGUGGUUGGUUUGUUUCUUCUUAAUCCUAAUUGAACAGCCUGUACCAUGGCAAAGCGAUGACGGGAGACGGGCACACAAUGAUGGACAUAUUUAAAGGUUUCAUUUCUAAUCCUUGUAUUUAUUUAUUUUUUAAAGAGAAUGACGGCUUCUGGGAGGCUGACUCUGGGGAGGGCCCCACACAGCUCCAAAGGCUUCACCCAAUAGAACCGCUCACACACCCAACACUCCAUGGUCAAAAGGAUGAGACUGCGGGUUCAUAGGUCAAACUGUUCUAAUUAGGGGUGGCCUACAGUUCAGCAUCAAAUCCCUAUUCAGCAGCAUGGAAACGAGGCUGCUAAAGACAGCUGACCCCGCCCCCUCCACCCGAGAAUGCACCUGGCAGGAUGAGGCUCUUAGCUGGAAGCCUGAAUGUGGCUUUAGGCCCUGAGAGGUGGAAAAUGUUGGCCAGGCCCUUCUGUGCUGUGUGAAACGCUGCAGUUUGAAUGUGUGCCACAGUCGCCUUUCUCUGAAAGUCCAGCCUGGUGCAGCAGGCUUUUGCCCUCUGGGCAUCAUUAAGCAUAGCUCAAAUGUAUUUGUUCCACAGCUACUUUGUAACAAUAGCAGGACAGCCAGAGGGAAAGCAGAGCCAGUGUGUAAGAAAAAUAGACCAUGGCUGCAGCCAAACCUCCCAUCAUCCUCUGCACCUCCACUGCUGUCUGCUCGGCUGUAACACGUCUGUGUUCUGUGUCAUGCUGCUGCCUGUUAUGUACCCUCUGCGUUUUCCGGUUUGCUUCAGGUGGGACGCUCUGAUGGGGGUGGGAAGCUUCCAAAUUCUGGGACCGUCUCCAAUUUCUGCACUAGGCUAACCUAAAACUUUGGCCCCGGCCAGCCCCCUCGGAACUGACCUUUGUGGCUCGGCCCCCUCUCUGAUUUUUAAAUUUAGCUCUGUCCCAUUGUGGCAAAGGAAGAUUGAAUAAUUGGACCUGGCUAUAAACAUAGGCCUAGUUCCUGAUGCAAAGUUAAUUCAGUGGGGGCUAGCAGGAGAACGCUACUGAAAAGCAGAGACACUUGGGAGGAUGCCAGCCCCUGUGUUCAGUGCCUAGCCCCUGAGAUCACAGGCUAUGCCCACCUCUGCCUGACAGAUGAUCCCAGCAUUCGCUCUCGACUGCGUCUCUUAGCACCAUUGCGUUUCAGCUGAGAGUAAGACAGUCACCGUGUGUUUUUAGGAGGCCUUAAGCUGCUGUGUAUAUGACCACAGCUAAACCACCCAGGGUCACUGUACUGGGUUCUAGCACAUACAUAGCACCAAGGGCCAGGCCACUGCUCAACAUGGUGGCUUGGCCCAAAAUUCUGCCCUGAACUCUGAGUCAAAGAGGGCGUCUCCUGCAUCAGUGACCGGAACAGUUAGUGGGGUAACUGAUCUUUUCUGCCUGUAGCUUCCACGGUUCAAUCGAACAGAUCAUUUGUGUGGGAGCCUUUCCAUCAACUUCAAUGGGCUUUGUAUCAUGCCCUUGGUUAGCAAACCAAAUCUGCCACCUGUCAGUCAGCUCCGCCACCAGGCACAGCAUCGACAAGCCCAGGCACGCAGCUCUGAAAGGACAGUAGCCCAACCUCGGGUGUCAUGGCAUCAAACAGGAGUUGUGCGUGGCUGACUAAAGGGAGGACGUGGCUGAUGCUGUGAAUGAAAUUUAAAGUCAUGUUGUAUGGUUGGUUCCCAGCAACCAGUGCUUGAAAGGCAUGAUCUCAAAGGAGUGUGACAGCAGCUGGGACUAUAAGACGCGGCUGAGGUUGAGUUUUGAUUCUGGUGCCACUAACACUGGGUAGAUCUCAGCAGAAAUGUGCUUAGUUGGCUCAGUACUUUUGAUUCGCCUCAUACUAGCCCAGUCCAGAACAAUCGGUGUUGCAUUCUCACGCCGCUCGUCCCAACGCUCAACUGUUUUCCCCUGACCUUUCCCUCUUCCCCACUGCUCUCUGCCUCACUCAGCACUCUGGAGCACGGGUAAGACAUUUGCACUGUCUUACUGUCCAUAACUGGACUUCGCAGAGGACCAGGUUCCACACACAGUGGUGCACAAAUUAACUUCAUUGUUAUCUCCUGCAUGAGCCGCCCAGGAGCAUCUGUGUGUAAAAUAGUGACACUGGGCCCUGUCGUUCCACUGUUCCUGCGUUUGACGUGCACGAGGGGCUACACAUAGACAUCUGAAGGCAGAGGAUGCAACUUUGGCCUGGUUCUGAACCACUUUCCACCCAUGUAAAUGAGGGACGACUCCAGUGAUGUCAAUGGCGUUGCACUGGAGUACAACCAAUAUGGGGGUCAGAACUCGGCCUGCUGGGUCACCAAAAUCAAUCUGUCGUGGCCCUUUUCAGCUACACCCCCGGUGGCAAUGGUUCGUAUUUCACCCGUGACCCUACUGCUACCUGCUACAUUCUUGUGAGCCCACUGCUAUUUUGCCCUUCCCGUCGCCUGGCUCUGCGGGCCACAGUAGGCCCCAGCCGUUCAUUACUCUUGCUCGGUUUGUACUCCGUAAAAGACGAUCACUGUUUUCAACGCUAUCACAGUUGUGCCACCUCUACUCAGUCUACGCGGUGUGGGUCAUGUGAGCAGCAGCCUGGCGCACACCCUAUACAUGCAGCAAUUAGCCAGUGUGUGUGUUUCAGUUUCAGAAGUCCCUUUGGGGUUUGUGUGUGUGUGUGUGUGUCUGUGUCACACCCUGCGUGUAUUAGUGGCUGUUUGUUUAUGUUCACACAUGCAAUGUAACGUGAAAACUUACGUCCGUGUGAAAUACGCUAAUAAAAAAAAUAAGAAUA